AUGCUCAUCCACCUGGAGGACGAGGACGACGAGGCCGACCGGACCGCGGGCAACGAGUGCUGGACCUGCCCGACGUGCACCUUCACGAACGUGCGCGAGGCGGGCGCGGGCGACUUCGGGACCUGCUCCGUCUGCGAGAGCCCGCGGCCCGAGGAGGCCGACGUCUUCGUCGCGUCGCCGCGGGCCCUCGAAUUCGACGCGCCCUCCCCGGCCAAGCAGCGGCGGGGGUCGGGCAUCUUCAAGAGGAGCGCCGGCGCGGACCGCCUCGCGGCGCUCCUGUCCAUGGACAUCGACGGCGGCGACCCGUCGCCGGCGGAGAACGCGUGGGCGGACGUCGCGACGAAAACACCGGACGACGCCGCGGACGCGGUCCCCGGGGAUCUGAUGGAGGACGAGGACGCGCAGAUCGCCUACGGCGUCGCCGUGAGCCUGCUCGUGAGCGGCCUCGCGAAGAAGGACCUCGCCGCGGCGCUCGUCGACAACAGGGCAGGACAAGAGAGCGAAAUUCCCAACUUCAAAGGCUCCGAUCUCGGCCGUUUUCCACUCGUUUCGGCUGACUUUUGGACGAGCGAUCAUCUCUCGGAACGGUCGACAAGGGCUGGAGCGACAUCGUCGCGAGGCGCGUCGCCAAGGACCUCGACACGCUCGGCGCGAACCUGA
Aureococcus anophagefferens is the source of this 660-nucleotide messenger RNA. RefSeq lists its product as hypothetical. Bases 1 to 660 code for a protein of 219 amino acids. The transcript has 2 exons. NCBI's taxonomy places the organism in Eukaryota, Pelagophyceae, Pelagomonadales, Pelagomonadaceae. The record is from RefSeq and is a predicted model, not a curated record.